Messenger RNA from Lepidothrix coronata (blue-crowned manakin), 9079 nucleotides. RefSeq names its product ferric chelate reductase 1 like (gene FRRS1L). The transcript is spliced from 5 exons. Gene Ontology annotation, biological process: regulation of glutamate receptor signaling pathway. The record is from RefSeq and is a predicted model, not a curated record. Lineage: Eukaryota; Metazoa; Chordata; Aves; Passeriformes; Pipridae. Bases 24 to 875 code for a protein of 283 amino acids.
CUCCCCGCCCCGCCGCCGCCGCCAUGGCGGAGCGGAGCCGCGGCGCUCGGCGGCGGCUGCUGCUGCUGCUGCUGCUCCUGGCCGGCUCCGCCGCCAGCCCGGCCGAGGAGGGAGGCGGGCGGCGGGAGGCGGGCGGCGGGGAGCACGGCGAGGACGCGGCGCGGCACCACGACUCCUCGUACGGCACCUUCGCCAGCGAGUUCUACGACCUGCGCUACCUCUCCGAGGAGGGUUACCCUUUCCCUACUGCUCCUCCCGUGGAUCCAUUUGCAAAAAUCAGAGUGGACGACUGUGGAAAAACCAAGGGAUGCUUCAGGUAUGGUAAACCUGGAUGCAAUGCAGAGACUUGUGACUACUUUCUAAGUUACCGCAGAAUAGGAGCUGAUGUUGAAUUUGAGUUGAGUGCUGAUACUGAUGGCUGGGUGGCAGUGGGAUUCUCCUCAGACAAGAAAAUGGGAGGAGAUGAUGUCAUGGCUUGUGUUCAUGAUGAUAACGGAAGAGUCCGAAUACAGCACUUCUAUAAUGUCGGUCAGUGGGCUAAAGAAAUCCAGAGAAAUCCUGCUAGAGAUGAGGAAGGGGUUUUUGAAAACAAUCGUGUAACAUGUCGAUUCAAGCGUCCUGUAUAUGUUCCCCGAGAGGAAACCAUCGUAGAUCUGCACUUGAGUUGGUACUAUCUGUUUGCUUGGGGUCCAGCAAUCCAAGGUUCUAUUACUCGUCAUGAUAUAGACUCACCACCUGUAUCAGAACGUGUUGUCAGUAUUUACAAAUAUGAAGAUAUUUUCAUGCCAUCAGCUGCCUAUCAGACCUUCUCCUCUCCAUUCUGCUUGCUCCUCAUUGUUGCACUGACCUUCUAUUUAUUGAUGGGAACCCCAUGACCAAUGGAAAAUAGCAAGAAUCUGUUGGUGGAAGUUUCUCAGGAUGGACGGCUAUAUGGAUGGAUGAUGCAUUUUUCUAUUGGAAUUUAUAUCACACCACCAUCCUCACCUAGCUGCUUUUGAACAUAGUUAGCUUCUCAGAAGAAUGAAAUAACCAUCUCUUUUGAGUGGCAGAGUGGUGACAAAUCAUUUAAGAAUAAUCAGCAAACACAUAGGAGAAUAUUUUCAGUGUUGUGAUUACUUGCUUAAAGAAAAUGACACUUUUGUAAAAUCAGUGUGUAUGUGUGUGUAUGUGUGUUUGGGAGGGGUGCCUGUAUGUGUGUUUAGGUGAAUUUAGUGAUGAACAUCUUAUCAAAUAACAAAAUUGCCUUCCAAAUUGCUUCAAAAAAGCAAAUUUAGGAAAACAUUGUAAUGCCGCUUGGUACUUCUGGAGCAGAGAGCACAACUCCAAGUGCAGUUUUGAAUUUUAUGAUCUGGAUAGCAACACAGAAAUAUAAAAGCUGCCCUCAGUAGUGGACAGUUCUCCCAAUUUUUUUUUUUGUUUGUUUUAUAUUUAUCAAAGAUUACUGGCUGUGGUACUUUCUAAAACUAAACUUAAAUGUUCAAGCAUCAGCAUGAUUUUUUUUUUCAAUGAGAAAGGGGCGAUGAACAUCUUUAUUGUGUUUCAACAGCCUUUUUGAAAGAAAUGGCUACUUCUUUUAAGAGUGAGAUAUAAAGUAAUUUAAACAAGGGGAAGGGAGAAUACAGCAAUAUAAAUUCUCCAUGCAUAGGAAAACCAGGUGUAAAACAUGCAGAAUAUAGAAGUUCCCAACAAGCCAUAGGUUGUCCUCCCAAUAGACUAGAUCAAUUUUUCUCUUUUUAUGAAAAAACAGUAAUUUUGCUGACAUGUAAAUACAUUUUUAAGUAGUUGUGCAGUAAUAUGAAGUAAUCUGGUUUUCUGUGUUGUAUGCCUCUAUAUCCUGUUCAUGUUAAAGGUGACUAUGGUCAACUGGUGUUAACUUACAAAGGAAUAGAAAUGUAAUGGAGAUUAUUUCUAAGGAAAGACAGGGGUUAAUAAGAAGAGCAAUAUCUUUAGUUCAUCAAACCAUGGCUAAAAUAUAGUUAAAAUAUAGUGGAAAAAGAUGAGCUAAAGAGAAAAUACAUUAGAUUUUUUUAUCAUCAAUAAAUAUUCCAAGAUGAAUGUUAAGUAUUACACAAAUGGAAAGUGUCAAAAUGCAUUUAUAAUCCACAGAACUUUGAGUGGAGAAUUUCUGUUCUUCACAUAACAGGAGGUGUAUGACACAUGUCUACAUGCAGCAGUCAAAUGUGCUCAGAAAAGGUUAAGCAUUCACUUUCCAACUCACAUUAAAAUUCUAUAUAAAUAGAAUUAAAAUCUAAAUAGUGCCAAAGUUUUAUCUAAUGGGGUACACUUGAGGACUCUGUAACACAGCAUCUGGUAAAGUAUGUGAUGGAACUCCUUUCUAUUCUUAUUACUGCAUAGAGUAUAAGAUGAUUAAUUAGCUUUGCUGGGUUUGCAGCAUUCUUCACAGGCUGAUGUUUGUAAACUUAUUUUUUAGGCUCAGAAUUCUUCAAACCUAUGCUUAAGGUAUGUGAAUUAGAUUGAAAAUUAAUUUAUCUUCAUGACAAACACUUUAUCCCUAUUUCAAAAGAAAGAUCAGUUAGUAUUUUAUAUUUUCAUUAAUGUCUUUACGGAUUUGUUCACUUAAAAUUACUGGACUAGAUCUCAGGAAGGGGAGAAAAUUCAGAAUGGAGUGAACUUUAUAAGUGCAUGUACUUUAGUGUAAAUUACUUCUCUCAAGUUGGUUAACUUGCUCAUCAUCUGAUGAAGUAUACAGUGGAGACCAGCUAAUGAGGAAGGACUGCUUUGGUCCACAACAGCUGUAUAAUUUAGCCUUAGAGAUGGGUGGAGCAGAUAAGCCAAAGCCUGGAGAAUGAGCUUUACGUUCAGCAACCAGGUGAAGUGAAGAAAUCAUUAGGGAAAGUUCUUUCUCCAUGGUGCUGAUUUGUAGGCAGGUGAGAUACUGCAGUUCUUUCUCAGAGCCUGAGGCUUUAGUCUAUGGCCUUGUAUUUACUACUUUAGUUUCAGCCAUUUACCUGAUUACCCACUAAAGGGCUAAUUUAUUAAUUUAAAGGUACUGAAGUAGGAUAGAAACCUAUUUUGGCUUCUCUUUUCUGUCAUUGUAUUUAUCUCUUUUUGAAGUAUUAGCAGAAAUGUGCUCUUCUAUACAAACUUUCACCCAAGCUUAAAAGUACUUAAUUAGCCUAAUAAAGUAUUUCUAAUCAAAAGGGAGGAAAUAAAAGGCCACAGCAAGCAGCAAAACAAUCUGUUAUUUGGCAUUUCAGCUGAUGGUUCAGUUUGGCCCUGAGUUUGUCCGAGAGUUGCCCUUCAGAGCAGGAAAAUCAGGAAUAUGAAAUUCAGGUUGACAAACAAAGAAGGCUUGAAUGUUUAGAACUUACUAUUUGGGAUGAAAUCUGAGAAGAAAAAGGGCAUAAGAGAAAUGGAAAGUCUUUAGGUCAGUGACAUUUGAGUGGGCAUAGUAACUUGUCAUGGAAGGUAUUUUGGUUUUUUGAGGGGUUUUUGUAUUUUUUGCUUUGUCUUUUUUCUUUUUAAUUUUGAAAAGCAGGAUUGAUUCCUGUUAACCAAAGCGAUGGUCUUCAAAGAAAUUUUUAAGUGAUCACGGCAUUUCAAGUAGGUUUUUUUAAUUUUUUUUCUAAUUAAUGGAUACCAACACAAAACGGGAAGAAAGGGCCUGCUUUGGAAAAGGAGGCAAAUGUUUCCUUCUCCAAAUAAUUUUUACUUUCUUUAGUGUGACUACUAGUAAACAACUGUUAAAGAAUACAUUUCUAAAGUGCUUUGAGAAUUACUUGCACAGUGACCUAAUACAGAGGCAUUGAGUUUAGAAAUGGCAUGUUUAGAGUAUGGUGUGUCCUUUUGAGAUUUAACUAUGAUUAAUAAUUAGAAAGAUAGGACUGGUAAAGACCAUAUGGCAUUAAUUAAUGUCCUUGAAUAUGUUCUUUCCAUGCAGAACAAAAUUCAGUUGUGACCAUUGCAUGUUACGUUAACCGUAUUAUCACCCUCUUCUCUCUCUGUCCAUCUUAUAUAGAAUGUUUUAUACUAAAAGUUUCUAGAUUAGUUGGAAGAGAAAUCAAUGACAGUGCCUAUUGCAAAAGGACCUUGUUUUUUGACUGUAGUAUCUGACUGGUCCCCUGUUAUAAGUUAUAAGCUAGGCCUGAAAUUACUUUAGUAAUAAGUAGGAUAGAAGAGAGAAAAAUGAGUGGAGCGGAUAGACUUUCAGAAAGUAAUUUUUUUCUUUGCUGGAGUUAAAUAAGUAUGUAUAUUUUUUGGCAUAGGUGAAUUGCUAGUUGAUUUUUCCCCCCUCAAAAUAAAGAAAAAGCCUACCUGAUUUGAUGAUGUUAUUGGAUGCAGGGUGAUGCUAUCUUCAAAAUUCAAAAUUUAAGGGAAAUACCCUGGUUUUGAAAGAUAACAAGAUAUUGAUGACAAAUGUUUGAAAUCCCUCUGUGACAUUCUUGUCCUUUUUGAUUGGUUUUGCAAUACUUGGAUAGCAGCAAAAUAAAGACUUGUGGCCUCCCUAACCUGAGGAAAUGCCCAGAUUGGGUUAAAUAUUUUCAAAGCUGUGUUGGGCACUGGCUUUCCCGGUCUUCAGCACAGGGAUGAAAGCGUGGUGUACAUCAGCAGUAUUGAAACUCACUUAGGGCACCAUAUCCUGGGUCUGAACCAAAAAGAAGAGCCUUCAUAUACUAAAUAUCUACUACAAAAUGAAAAUAACAAACAGCAUGACCCAUCCUGCACCAAAUCUCUUAAAUAUGCAUAUCUUCUUGUUGACAAGAAGCUGAACAUGAUCUGGCAAUCCAGAAAGCCGACUGUAUCCUGGGCUGCAUCAUAAGAAAUGUGAGCAGCAGGUCAAAGGACGUGAUUUUGCCCCUCUACUCUGCUCUCAUGAUACUCCACCUGGAGUACUGCAUCCAGCUCUGGGGCCCCCAACACAAGAAGGAUGUGGACCUGUUGGAAUGAGUCUAGAGGAGGGCCACUAAGGUGAUGUUAGGACUGGAACACCUCUCCUAUGAAGACGGGCUGAGAGAGUUGGGGUUGUUCAACCUGGAGAUGAGAAGACUCUGGGGACACCUUAGAGCAGCCUUCCAGGCUGUAAAGAGAAGUUAGUAGAUAAAGGAGGACUGGAACACAUCUGUCUUCAUGAUUUUCCCGGUCACAAUUAUACAUCUGUGUCAUUGAUGACACUCAGUUAUUUGUAAGUAAAUGACUGCUAUAAGUUUAAGGGAAGAUGCAGGUCUCCCUGUUUUAUUUGAUCUUCUCCUACUUUCUCAUGCCUCCAAUGCAUCAGACAUUUACAAAGAAGAAAAUCAUUCUUGUUUUAGAGAACAGGUCCUCUGUCUGCUCUUUCAGGGCUUAUUUGGGUCCAAUGGAAGUUUGCACCCUGCGAUACUCCAGAGGCAAAAUUCAAGUUUAUAUGCAAAUUGCAAACCUUUUAUUAGCAUUUAAAUUGCAUUUUGUGAUUCUGUGGUUUCAUUGGUUUGCAACACUGCUGUGCAGCAGAUGUACUUGCUCCCCACACUGUUUUUAACAACUCCAAAUAGUUUCCCCAAGAAAAGUAUUUGGUAAGAGCUUUAGAAGAAGGAAAUGUGUAUUUCAGAGAAUUACAAAAGGUCUAAUAUCACUUUUUUUCAGAGGUAACUAUUGUGAGUGUUAGUAUUUUAUACAAAGUAUGACUUUGUGUUGAGCCUUAGAUUUAUAUAGAAUCAGAAACACAUUUAAAUAUUACUGUGUUUCAGUGCUUCAUGGAGCUGUGGAUGUGCAUAACUUACAUGAAUUGGCAUGAUCCAUUUCAACCCUGACUCCACAGCUUGUAAUGAAACUGCCACAGCAGUUUGCUUGAAUGCUGCAGAGGCAGUGGUGACAUCAAAUAGUUUGGAACAGAAGAGUGGAGAGACUGGGAGCAAGGGCGAAUGACAAGGAAGGGCUAAUGGUUUUGGCAUACUUUCUAUUUUUGUAUGAGUUUACAUGUGGCAGAGUCUGUCUGGAACUCUUUAUCACAAGCAAAUAUUACUUUAUGUGAUGAGAAGGAACAGAGUCUGACUUCAGUGAGUAUUUAGCUUCUAUGCGGGUCCAAGCAGUGUAAGGGCUGAUGUGGGCAUCAGGUCAGACUGUAUCACAAGACGUCUACUCCCACCAACCUCCAAGGUAAGAGCUAGAGGCUUGAUUCUGCCUUCAGAGAUGUAAAAACCUGUCAAGACCCCAUAGGCAGUCGUGGCAGUCGGCUGCAGUGGGGAGUACCUGCUCAGUUUGUAAAAUGGCCAGUGAGCAGGUACUCCGUGCUUGCCGCAGUGUAAAUAUCAAAAGAUGGGGGGUCUAAAUAUUUUCUUAACAGCUUUCACUGUACAUUAUCUAGUUCCUCUAAUUAAAAUUUCAUUAUUAGUAUUUCUGUAGCAGUGUGUUAGGAUAGCUCUUCAUCAACCUGCCCAGGACAGAUAUGGAUCUAACUGGAAGGUUUUAAAAAAAAAUCUCAAUUUCCUAUGAACAUUUUUGUUCAUAUCUAGUUAUUUCUAUGUAAUUUUUAUGUCAAGGUACAGAGUAAGAUAAGGUAAGCCUUGCUUUUCUAAAGCUCUCUUAUUAGUAUGAAAUAAUCACUUUGGUACCUUCCCUUUUUUUUUGUUUUCACAGUGGGUUUGGUAAAAUUAUGUAUGCUUGAACCUGGUUAUUUAACUUGUCUAAUUUGGGCUCAGAUAGUGAGGCAAAAGCAGUGUAAUUUUGAAAUGUCGAGGAGGAUGUGUACAGCUUGUGGAGUUGAUAGGUGUGAAAAUGCAGACUUAAAAGAUAUGACUUGCUUUGAAAAUCUGUGUUAUGACUUAGCAAUAGCAAUGAAUCUGCUGUAAGAAAAGGGGCAGAUUUAUUUUUUCCUUGGAUAGCUAAGUAAUUUGAAUUGCACUCAUAGACUCAUUCUAUAUCUCAAGUUGGAAGGGACCCAUAAGGAUCUUAGAGUCCAACUCCUUGCUCUUCACAGGGUUGCCUAAAACUAAAUCAUAUGUUUAAGAGCAUCAUCUAGAUGCUCCUUGAACUCUGACAGGCUUGGUGCCCAUUCAGUCACCAGACAUCCUCUCAAAGAAGAAGUUUUUCCUAAUGUCCCGUGUGAACUUCCUCUGACAACAGUUUCAUAGGCAUCCACAACUCUUGCUUUCACCCUCUUUCUGUGUUUCUUAUCAGUAGAAAUGUUCUUUCAGACCAGUGUGAGGUUGGAAUACGUGCAGGACUUCACAGCCCCUAUCUUAGAACAGUUGCUGCUCCAUAUAGGCUCAUCCUGAUCUACAAUUAGAGGCUAUUUAGGAAUGUCUUUACAAGGUGAACUUUUAUGUGUCGUUCUUAAGAAAUUUUCUGUAAAGGUGUUGUGCUCUUUAUAGACUGGGACAUACAGAAUUACCAGUACUUUUCUGAGCUGUUUCUAAAUUAUGCUUACUCAAAUUCAUAUUUACAUUUUUAAAGAAGUAAUUGGAUUUUUCAAAAGUGCUGAGCAGCUGCAAAUCUUUUAUGGCUCCAAUGCUUACUCAGGGCAGUGAACAUUUUAUGGUAACUAGUGAUUGCAAUGUGUUGCCUAAUUUAGUUUCACAUCGCUCUCUUAGUUUUUACAUAAUUCAGUUCAAUUUCAUAAGAUGGUGUUGGUAGGAGACUAAAUAAUUCACUUAGGUUGUGUGCCAAGGAAUAAAAAUAUUCCUGCUGAUUUUUCAUAACAGUGAUUUGCAAGGUUUAGAUUAAUGAAAAAUAUUUUUCACAGAAUUAAUAUUUAGGCAAUGUGAUUUUGCUGAAGGUAUUUGUGUGUGUGUGUGUGUGUGUGUGUGUGUGUGUAAAGUCUGAAAAUUAUACAAGAAAGUCUAAAAACAAAAGGCUAGAUUCUGCUCUGGAGACAAGACAAAACACAGAAUCCUACAUGUUCCCUGACUCCUAGUUGAUUUUGGAGAGGCAGAAUGAUCCAGAAAAAUAUUUAUAAACCUGAUAUGUUACUUGUGUGGGUAUUAUGUUUGCAGUUCUUGUAUACUAACCUUCCUUCACUUUCUUCAGUACAAAAAUUAGCCUUACAUUGGUCUUAUUGCAGUAUUAUUUUCACUUUUUUUUCCCAAACAAGAUGAAACAAGGAUGUUCAGUAAGUCAUGAGAAUAUUGUCAUACGGAAUAUUAGUAUAAUAGGAAAGGAAGUACAUAUGCCAUAGUUAAACCUAAGAGGAAAAAUUCUUGUUAUUUAACUACAGAAUAUGAUAUCUGCUUCUGAAAUACUUAACUGCUUACAUAUAAAGCAAUGAUUUCUUUUUCAAUUUUUCACAGUUGGUGACAUGAAACAAGGGAUAAACAUUGAAAUAGAAAAAACUACCACAAUAGAUUUUUUUUUUUUAAAGCUAGAAGUAUCAUUCACGUCUUGACACAGAGAGUCAAAGAUGAAAUUCCAAAACUAUUAACUCAUUAGAAAAAUGAAAUGGUGGGACCCUGACAUUUGUGUGUGAUGUUCCCAGCCUUUAUUUAGGCAGAGAUAUUUUAUUAGCAUAUUUGAAGUAUCAUGAGUUCUGUUUAGGUUAAAACAGAUGCCUGGUAUGCCUUGGUAUUUCUGAUUUAUAUAUCCUGAGGUCUGAUUUGCUUUAACCUCUCUGCAAGUAAGCAGGCUGUCGUAAUUGUGUGAACUCUUGCCACUUCUUUUGUAUGACAUGAAGUGUAAUGAUUGAACCUGAAAUGCUAUUUCUACCUUUCGACUUUGUUCAGCAUUCUCAAGACCAGUAUAAAGAUAAAACGUACAAAUAAGCAACUUGUAAUUGUAGUCUAAAGUGGUGUUCUGCACUCUGUGCUAGGCACCAUUCUGUAUGCCAAUAACCGCCACCCGUGUGAAGUCACUGAGCAUUUGGUUGGGUAGGAGCGCAGAAUGGAGGUUUUGUAGUUCAGAAGAAAUUGCCAAACUUCUUUGCAUUUAUGCUCUAGUCCUUUCAGAAAAAAUAACACUGGAUGAAUACGUAAUGAAAUUACUGUGAUCUACGGGACUACUUUACAAUCAGUGCAUGCCCUAAAGUAUUGCUUUGUAACAUCUGUUUUAUACUAAAUGUUGGUGUUCAAGUGAGCCUUGUUAGCUGUUUGACAGUGACAGACAAAAAUAUUUAUAAAACUGUUAUAAUAAAUGCCUUUUUAGUCUAAGAAAA